Propithecus coquereli (Coquerel's sifaka) is the source of this 3463-nucleotide messenger RNA. It is a transcript of the gene ERI2, whose product is annotated as ERI1 exoribonuclease family member 2. Gene Ontology annotation, biological process: exonucleolytic trimming to generate mature 3'-end of 5.8S rRNA from tricistronic rRNA transcript (SSU-rRNA, 5.8S rRNA, LSU-rRNA). NCBI's taxonomy places the organism in Eukaryota, Metazoa, Chordata, Mammalia, Primates, Indriidae. The transcript is spliced from 9 exons. Gene Ontology annotation, molecular function: nucleic acid binding; 3'-5'-RNA exonuclease activity; zinc ion binding. The record is from RefSeq and is a predicted model, not a curated record. The coding region runs from base 38 to 2095 and encodes 685 amino acids.
CCGGCAGUUGGAUUGCGAACUGCAAGGAGUGACGCGAAUGGCGACCAAACGGCUGGCGCGGCAGCUUGGAUUAAUUAGGAGAAAGUCAAUUGCACCAGCAAAUGGAAAUCUAGAAAGAAGUAAAUCCAAGCAGUUGUUUGACUACUUAAUUGUCAUUGACUUUGAGUCGACAUGCUGGAAUGAUGGGAAGUGCCACCGUAGCCAGGAAAUAAUUGAAUUUCCAGCGGUAUUGUUGAACACAUCAACUGGAGACAUUGAAUCUGAGUUCCAUGCUUAUGUUCAGCCUCAGGAAUAUCCAGUUCUUUCAGAAUUUUGCAUGGAACUGACAGGCAUAAAGCAGGCACAAGUUGAUGAAGGGGCCCCUCUGAAGAUUUGCUUAUCUCAGUUCUGUAAAUGGAUUCAAAAGAUUCAGCAACAGAAGAAAGUUAUUUUUGCUACUGGGGUUUCAGAGCCUUCUACUUCUGACGUAAAAUUAUGUGCAUUUGUUACUUGGUCAGACUGGGACUUGGGGGUUUGCCUGGAGUAUGAGUGUAAAAGAAAACAGCUGUUAAAACCUGUGUUCUUAAAUUCUUGGAUUGAUCUCAGAGCAACUUACAAGCUUUUCUAUAGGAGAAAACCAAAAGGACUAAGUGGUGCCUUGCAGGAAGUGGGGAUAGAAUUCUCAGGACGAGAACAUUCUGGGUUGGAUGAUUCUCGGAAUACUGCCUUUCUUGCUUGGAAAAUGAUCAGGGAUGGUUGCCUAAUGAAAAUUACAAGGUCCUUGAACAAGGUUUCCACUAAGAAGAUUCCCAGCAUUAUGGCCAGAAAUUUGAAUACAAAUGAAAUUGAAGAAACAUCUGCCUGCAACAUUAGCAUACAGGGUCCCAGCAUAUAUGAUGGGGAGCCUAAAAAUACAAUAAAUUCUCAUGAAAAAGUUCAAAUGGAGUCAAUUUGUGCAAAUUCUCCCGUACAGCAGGAUCAAUUACAAGUAAAGACUGUAAAAGCAGGUCUUCACAAUGUCAAAAGCUGCUUGUCUCUUUUUAAUAUGAAGUCCUCUACUUCUCUGGGGCAGUUGCAGUCUCCUACCUUGAAUUCACCCAUCUAUAUACAAAAGCAAAGAAAAAAUGAACAUCUUGCAGUUAAUACCAAAUCUAAGUCUUCAAUAGGUUCAGAGUUGGUACUUGUUUCUACCACCAUUUCAUCUGUUAAUCAUGUUUCUGAUAUGGAAAUGAGUUCUGCUCUUGACUGUUUACCUAUGUUGACUGAUUGGGAGGAUGUAGUUUUACUGCCUGCCUCUCAGCCUGAGCAAAAUAUGGAUUGUACAAUUCCCAUUAGUGACUCAGAUACUUCAUUUAAUUCUGGAGAAAGAUUAAUGGUUUUAAAAGAAUCAGAAAUGCUAAGUUGUGAAAACUUGGGAGGCAUAGAAGAAACUCCUCAAAAAUCUGAGACUUCUAAGUCUAUUGUGUAUAAGAGUCCUCAUACUACUAUUUAUAAUAUAAAACAAGCUAAAGAUUCAGAUUCAGAUGUUUUUGCCUUUAAGUUACCUGAACACAAAUCAACUACCUUCAACAGUGUUAAUGCCAAUGCAGCUCAUCCUUUAGUUUUGGGGAAAUAUCCUCUUCUCUUAGGUGGUACUAAAAGGAAUCCAUCCGAUCCCCCAGCAUUUCCACCAGCAAAAAAACAAACCUUCAGUAUUCAUGAAGAAAAGCCUACAUCAUCCGAUUGCCUCCCAGUAAGAAGUUCUUCCCGGAAGGUUCUCCCCUCUAUUUUAACAUCUACGGUUAACCUACAAGAGCCUUGGAAGAAUGGGAAAGUGACACCUCCCUUAUGCAAGUGUGGCCGAAGAUCUAAGAGACUGGUUGUUUCUAAUAAUGGACCAAACCAUGGAAAAGUCUUCUAUUGUUGCCCUAUUGGGAAAUACCAAGAAAACAGAAAAUGUUGUGGUUAUUUCAAAUGGGAACAAACACUUCAAAAGGAAAAAGCCAACAGGGUAGUUCUAUCUAAUUCUACAGAGGGACUCACUUUUAGUUCUCCAGAAACAAGCCAUAUUCAUGACAGAAAUUUAAGUUUUUCCACUAAAAAUUCUUUGAGACUCAGGCCUUCAAUGAGGAAUUGAUAAACUUUCAUGUAUGAAUCCUAAUUGUUCCUUGAAUUCCCAAACGUGAAUAUUAUGGUAAUGUUUUACACUAUUUAUAUUUCAUAUAUUAAUGGUUGGCGAAUUUAUCAUACUUUCUUAAAGAACCACAAAUGAAAUAUUUUGUAAACUGUAUUUAUUAUUAAUAGGUUCAAUAUAAUAAGCAACAAGGACUGAUAUCCUUCUUUUAUAGUUUGGCCUUGAAACAAGUCUUAAACUAUUUUUAAAUUAUUUGAACAAAAAUGUGAUAAAAAUUCCUAGUUUAUUUUCAAGUAGAUACUUGUACUUUGAGAAUUACAGUAAUCUUCUAACUAAUAUUUUUUACUUUUCUAAAAACUUCUGUAAGUUGUUUAGUUUUACUUCAUGGCUUGAACAUAGGUUCUGACUUGUAUAUCAACAUAUCAGAAGAAUUAUUUGAGUAAAGUUUGAAAAUCAAUGGGACAGAGAUUUGGUUCAGAAAAUCCUCCUACACUAUACGUUUAAAAAUUCCUCAGCAAUUGAUGGCAUUCUUUUUAUAUUAACAAAUUAUAGUAACAUUGACACUAACGCACAGGGAUUUACCAAAUAUUUCAUUUUAAAAUUCAGCCCUGAUGUCAUAACCACAAGAAAUUUUAAAUCAAUGGUUGCUAAGCAUACUACCACAUUUUUUUAUCUUGCAGUUUCUACAGAUUUAUAGAUACAAUAUUUGUUUUAUAGAUACCAUAAUAAUUAAUGGAAUGAAUCUAAACUAUUUUCCAUUCUUUCUUCCUUAGUUCAUUUCUUUUUAUCUUCCCACUGACAGUCUUUGGCAGCUCUGGAAUAAAUUCUACCUGUUGAUAUCAAGGAGAAGAAAGUUAACCCAGAGUUUUCAUCUUUAGAUAAAAGCCAAUUAUAUUGCAGUUAUUUGAAUUCUGGGUGAAAGAAUUAGGGCACCCACUGGGGGUAGGUUUUGAGUAACAAUCAAAAAAGGGAUGGGGAGGAAUUGUCGAGGAGAUUUUUCUUGAUAUUUAGUAUUUGCUACAAGUCCAGCAAACCAAAUGACCAAACAAAUUAGGUUAGUGGUUUCAUUUUAAUUUCAAAGAUUCUUAUUCUUAUCUAUAUGUCAUUAGUUCAGUUUGGAACAUUUGGUGUAGCAUGUUUGAAGAGAAUAUUCAUUAAAAGGAAAAAAUAAACAGCUGAAAUUUUCUAGAAUUCUGAGAAAAUAUUCAUUAUAAUUAGAAUGCCUACCUUUCUGGGAUAUUUGUAAGGUGCUGUAGUUUUUUUUACAUGCUCCUGAAUCUCCUUUUUAAGUUGUUCUUGAUCAUGUGACUCGUAAUCAGGGUUCAGAACAAUAAAAGCCUUUACUACCUAAAAUAAAUAUUUGAAACACCA